Molecule: messenger RNA, 747 nt
Organism: Ectocarpus sp. CCAP 1310/34
Lineage: Eukaryota; Phaeophyceae; Ectocarpales; Ectocarpaceae
Source: the annotation of a GenBank genome assembly
AUGUUUCUCGUUCUCGAUAACACCUCAUACUACCACUGCUUUGACGAGGAGCUCAAGGUGCCCGAAAACAAGAGUAAGAAGUACAACGUCGAAUUCUUGCGCAAGUACGGUUGCACGUCGUUCAAGGUGACGCGUGAGUCGGAGGGUAAGGCUGCUGAGUACAAUUUUGAGGUGCCGGCGCAGGGGUCGUUACCCAAUGCGAACCGCAAGAAUGGCGUCAGCAAAGAAGAGAUAGCGUCCGUCACUCGGACGUACUUCAAAACGAAUUUCCCACAAAAAAAGCUCGAGGACAAGGCUGAGACGUACAUGAGGGAGAAGGGGUGGGGGUUAAUUUGGACACCGCCGUACAUGACGAAUUUCCAGUCGAUCGAGCUGUUCUGGCAGCACGUCAAGCAUUACGUGAGCAUUCAUUUUGAGAAGGGGGGGAACAUGUUGGAUGUCUGGAGGCAAAUCCGUCUCGGUUGGUAUGGAGACCCGGAAUGGGGUGGUCAGGAGGGGGGGUGGAAGGCAGCCAAUUGUGAAAAGUUGGUGGAGCAUGCCAUUGGCAAGAUGAACGAGUGGAUCGGCCUGUAUGGUGGAAACCUGAGCGGUACGAUCGGGAGCCUCGAGUAUCCAGUGGCAGAGUACCAAGAGGCUAUGGCCGAGGAUGAGACAGAGGAUAGGGUGGAAGAGCAGAAGGACGAGUGGCUGAGUGAAAAAAAUGCAAAAAAAAAUCCCCUUUUUUGGGCCAAAAUGUUUCGAUUUUGA